AUGAACGGAUUUUCCGUAAUGAGGUUGUCUCUUCCGAGAUCACUGACCCAUGGCAAGUUUGCCCUUAGGGGCGAACUCGCCACUUGCCACCACAACCGCUUUUUUAAGCGAUUUUUAAACGUUCCAGAAUUCGGAGGAAUGAAGAUACUUAAAGAACAUGGAAUUCCGACCCCGAUGAACCUUUUGGCGCGUUCACCAGUGGAGGCAGAGGCUAUGACACGUGAAAUACUAGAAACAACUAAAUGCGGACACGUCGUGAUGAAGGCACAGGCACUUACCGGCGGUAGAGGUAAGGGAAAGUUCGUCGGAACCGGAAUCUCUGGUGUCGAGCUCGUUCAAUCUCCUGAGGUUGCCAGGACUACUGCAGAAAGUAUGAUUGGCAAUACCUUGGUAACAAAGCAAACUGGCGAAGCUGGUAUAAAAUGCAAAGAAGUGCUUGUUGCUGAAAAGCUCAAUCUUGCAAAAGAAAGAUAUAUCUCAUUCAUGCUGGAUCGUAAAUCGUGUAGCAUCAUGGCCAUAGCCACCAGGCACGGAGGCGGAAAUGUAGAAGAGGUUUCACAAAAGGACCCCUCAGCCGUACUUACCCUUAAAAUUAAUCCGCUGAAAGGGAUCACCGAAGAUGAUGUGGCCAAAAUAGCAGCACAUCUAGACUUUUCCGAGAACCUCUACGAAGAAACAAAAGUUGUUGUAAAGAAGCUGUACGACGCAUUCAUAGCAAAAGAUGCACUGUUAUUAGAAAUAAAUCCCAUCUCCGAAACAACCGACCAAAGAUUAGUUGCCUGCGACUCCAAGCUCAUAGUGGACGACAACGCCGACUUUAGACAAAGGGAGAUAUUUGCUUCUGUGCCCCCACCGGACAAUGAACUGGAGGCAAGGGCAUCCGAAGCUGGCUUGAACUACGUAUCGCUCGGGGGAAACAUCGCGUGUAUCGUGAACGGAGCUGGCCUUGCCAUGGCCACACUUGAUCUGUUAACACAUCACGGCGGGUCGCCAGCCAACUUCCUUGAUGUCGGCGGCAAUGCCACUAGUGAUAUGUUGCGCCAGGCUCUUGAAAUCGUCGCUUCAGAUGUUAGAGCCAAAGUGUUACUAGUAAACAUUGUGGGAGGAAUCGUGCAGUGUGACAAAUUUGCGACCUCUUUCGUGGAGGCCGUUAAAAAGUCCAAAAUGCAAAUGCCAGUUGUACUAAGGCUUCAAGGUACCAAGGCCGAUGCGGCUAAAAAGAUUUUAUACGAUGCAGAGAUACCACAUAUUUUUUGCCAAGAUUUCGAUUCAGCUGCAAAAUCAGUUGUUGAGAUUGCAAACGCUUCUUAA
This is a messenger RNA of Babesia sp. Xinjiang, 1311 nucleotides long. Its product is annotated as putative succinyl-CoA ligase subunit beta. The record is from RefSeq and is a predicted model, not a curated record. Bases 1 to 1311 code for a protein of 436 amino acids. Gene Ontology annotation, biological process: succinyl-CoA metabolic process; tricarboxylic acid cycle. NCBI's taxonomy places the organism in Eukaryota, Apicomplexa, Aconoidasida, Piroplasmida, Babesiidae. The transcript has a single exon. Gene Ontology annotation, molecular function: ATP binding; succinate-CoA ligase (ADP-forming) activity. Gene Ontology annotation, cellular component: succinate-CoA ligase complex; mitochondrion.